CAGCAGGAUAUCGACGAAGCGGCCAAAGAAGUUAAGACUCAAGACGGUGCCGGCGAUAAGAAGCCAAGGCCCGCUCCUAUUAAGAUCACUCCUAGAGAUCAGUUCGAGCAGAACCGUCCGUUCUACCAUAAUGGUAACGUGAUCUAUCCUCCAGCCUAUGGAUUAGUACAGGGCCAAAUGCCUAUGCCAAUGAUGCUCUCAAGUCCGUGUUUCCCGCCUGGCGUAGUCGGACAUCUGGGUUCUGUUGGCGCUCAGAUGAGCGCUUUCGGCUCAAUGGGACAGCCAUCCCCUGCUGCAUCAAUGUUCAGCCCUGCCGCCAUCCCUUCUCCUCAUUUCAAUGUCCCCCACGCUGCUAGUGGAGGUGCUCGAUCAGUGCAACCAACGUCUGCUCCCAGUCAGGGAGCUACACCUCACAUCACGUCAAUUAGACCGAGUGAAAUCACAAAACGUCAACUUGAUGCAUUGAAGACUUCCCUUAAGUACUAUGAAGAUCAGCUCCAAUACAACAGGCACCAGAUUGACGAGAAAUGGACUGAAGAGCAAGCUGAUAAGCUGAGAGAAAGCGUACAGCAGUUUGAGCAGAACUACAAGAUGCAGGCAAAUUUCGAAGCCUCCUACUACCCCCAAGCUCCAACUGGAUCUACAAGUUCAACUCAACAAGGAACAAUUUGGAAGACCCCCACGGGAAGUUCUAGCGUUAGAAGCCGUCGAGGAGGAAAUACGUCUCAGAAUAGUUCCGUCGGCGUUGGUGAUCAGGGCCGCAGCCUCUCGCAUUUCCAAUCAUCUGAGCGAAUUAGCUCGAGACAUGGUAACCACAGAAACUCGAGGGCGAUCGGAAUCAACUCGAAUAAAGGUAACACAUCGCCGCUCAGUCUGGACCCUGCGCUGGAAGCACUUAUCCAAGACAAAAUGAGGAGAGGGCUUGCCGCACCUGAACCGAUGAAGAACGUGGGAUCUUACACUGACGUUGCUUCUGCGCCUACAUUUGACGGAGCACCACAUUCCUUUGCAACUCAGUCGGAAGGGGUAAAUCUUGGACCACAGGCUGGGCUCUCUAGCACACAUGGACUUGCUGGAUGGCCAUCCCUUGGCAUGCUGCCGUUUGACCAGAAUGGUAACUGGAACAGCAUGUUCUCUACAAACUCGAACACGGUCAACCGCGCUUCUGCUGUGAAUUCCCAGCCGUCGUCGGCGAGUUUUGCUCCGAAUAGUCAUAGCCGUCCAUAUCUCGUUGGAACCCUACCCCGAGGCGUGAAUCCUCAUAUUGGCCAUGGAGCGGAGUACGUAUAUUCGCGAGAGUUAACCGCGGAGGAGAAGCGAGCUCGAAGUAACUACUGGGGCCACGUUCCGAAUGUAGGGUUCGGCUUACCAAAGUUCGAUGGUAAGGAUUUCUAUCCACCUUCACCAGCAAAAGCUGCCCGCGGUGCUGAGGCUUCCCAAUCUACACUCCGUCCAACAAUACCAACUGGCCGACCGGAUCUCGACUUCGGCUUCCGAACUCAGCCUACAGAAAACGACCCGUUUCGUCCUAGCCAUGGGACUCAGAAGAUUAGCAAAGCUAUUCCGAUUGUUGCUCCUGACGAUGCUAGCCGAGGGGGUGCGUCCAAGAAGGAUUCUGCUUCUCAAGGACUACAUGGUGGUGAUAACACCGAAGGUCUCUCUAAUAAGCCUAAGAGCAACAAGGUUCCGUCCCCAACCACAUCAUCUGAGGCCGACAAGAAGCAGGAUUCGAUGGGCCGACGAACCGUUGAAAGAUCGAGCAACAAGUCCGGAAAUGAUCUCUGGCAAACCAUGCUGAAGAGAGGGCCAACCAGUGGAGCCGUAGUGCCUAGCACAGUCUCGUCGACCACAGCUACGGGAUAUUUGCCUCAGUAUCAUGGGCAUGCUGCUGCCUCUCUUGGGCCUGCAAUUUCUAACACGAGCAACAUGGCGACCCGCGCUUCACCUGAAACUGGAGACAAGAGUAUUGAAUAUGACGCACAACGAUCUGCAGAGAAAGUUGGAGAGAACUGCCCGCCUAACGAGACGCGCUCGGCAGACUACGAUCCGUUGAAAGAUGUCCAGGAACGUAUGCUUCGUGACGCCGAGCGACGUGGAGUCGUUGGUUCGGACUGGUGAAGGCUAAGCUGCACAUUGCCGGGAGAAAUAAAGCAGUAUCAUUGCCGCCAAUCCUCUCUUUGCCUACUACGCGACGAGGAAUGAAGCAGCAGCUCUAUAAACAACAUCUUGUUACACUCAUGCUAGUAUGAUUAGGUUCAUUUCUUCGAGGAGUCGACCAUAGGUUAUUGUUUAUGAUUUCAGUCGACUGAAUAUUUCCUAUUUCGUUUUCCGUCGCCAUUUGGAGGUUACGGACACUUGUAUGAUCAUCCCGUAUGAUCCUUCCGCAUGGUCAAGAUUGCAACAAUACUCCGUGUUUCGAUGGAGACAACGAAGACAACAUUACGAGAACCAAAGCAGAGGCAAAAUAUGUGCUACAUUGCUUUUGAGUGCUACGUUUAUUCGGCGGAAGUAAUAAUUUCUCUUUUGACAUAAUUUUGUUUUUGAUGAGGCGGAAAGGGAGGAGGGAGAUGGUAUCGUGUAAUAAUGACAAAACUGAGGUGGUUGAGGUUGAGAAGCAGGCAAAACUCCGUCGCAUUGCAG
Messenger RNA from Daldinia loculata, 2640 nucleotides. RefSeq lists its product as uncharacterized. Bases 178 to 2118 code for a protein of 646 amino acids. The record is from RefSeq and is a predicted model, not a curated record. Lineage: Eukaryota; Fungi; Ascomycota; Sordariomycetes; Xylariales; Hypoxylaceae. The transcript has 2 exons.